UUAAAUCAAAAUUGCGCUCCUGAUUGGCUGCGCAGCAUCUUCGAUUCCAGAAUGAGAGAUGAAGUCGCUAUAAACGCAUCCCGUCGUGUCUUUUUAGGACGUGCUGUGAGAAAGGAGAAUUAAAAAGCCUGUGCUACUGCGGACAACAUUACUGAGCUGCACGUGCAUGUCUACCUGAGCUGAGGAACGUCAUCUCAACCUCUUUCACUGGGACUGUAGAGGAGAACAGACUGCUGUCAUGAAAUCUCUGCAGCUCGUGUGUGUGUUUCUUCUGCCUCUGCAAACACUCGCGCUGCCGCUGCGCAACAGAUCGAGUUUUCCCAGCAAACCCGGGAAGCUUUCAGAAACACAGGGUGGUAUCGCCAUGGAAACCAUCACCAUUCCUUCAAUAGCUUCGAGUGCCGGGGCAAGAGAGCGCCGUGCGGUCUGGAGGGCCCUCCUGCAUAAAGGACCCCCGUUGAAACAGACCAACACACCGGCCAAUCAAAACAGGGAACAUUUCCGGGAAUAUCGGCACGUCCUCAGAGGGUCACGCAGUUACCCACAGGGUCAGCUGAAGCGUGUGGGAUGCGUCCUCGGCACAUGCCAGGUACAAAACCUCAGCCACCGUCUCUACCAGCUGAACGGACAAAACGGACGGCAAGAUGCACCAAUCAAUCCCAGAAGUCCACAUAGUUAUGGAUAAGACUAGGACUGACCACACAGCAAAAACCUAUCCAAAAAUGUGACAACAGAAGACCACCGACACCAGCGGGCAACCAACUCAACAACUGGCGUAAAAAAUUUACAGGUGUCCUGUCAUGAGAAAUCAAAUUCUCUUGAUCGUUUGAAAUAAAAGAGUUCAAUGUGCUUACUGUAACUUUAA
Messenger RNA from Sinocyclocheilus rhinocerous, 865 nucleotides. RefSeq names its product ADM2-like. Lineage: Eukaryota; Metazoa; Chordata; Actinopteri; Cypriniformes; Cyprinidae. The coding region runs from base 239 to 685 and encodes 148 amino acids. The transcript has 3 exons. The record is from RefSeq and is a predicted model, not a curated record. Gene Ontology annotation, cellular component: extracellular region. Gene Ontology annotation, molecular function: hormone activity. Gene Ontology annotation, biological process: adenylate cyclase-activating G protein-coupled receptor signaling pathway; regulation of systemic arterial blood pressure; positive regulation of heart rate.